Spodoptera littoralis (African cotton leafworm) is the source of this 1449-nucleotide messenger RNA. NCBI's taxonomy places the organism in Eukaryota, Metazoa, Arthropoda, Insecta, Lepidoptera, Noctuidae. The record is from the annotation of a GenBank genome assembly.
AUGUUCGCGGCUAAUGAACUUCUUGAUACGUUUUAUACGAAUGCAAACACAAUAAAUACCUACACAACUAUAAUAAUAUUUUAUAUGUUCCGAUUUGUUAAUAAAUAUUCACCUUACGUUGUUAUUAAGUCAGUUUCAACUAAGCGGAGUUCGUCGCUGGCCGCCGAACGCGGGAAAAAGAUGGCGGCUACAAAAGUAUUUAUAUUUUUUUUAUUUAAUUUUUUAAUCUGUGUCAACUGUCAACUUGGACUUGAUGAAGGAGCUCCGUGCAUCACCACAGGAUUAAAGGGAGUGUGUGUGAACGUCUUUAAAUGUAAUUCGGCAGCAUUAACUUAUUUAUAUGGUAACGCUGGUUUCGAUUUGCAGCAGUACAAUAUCCCACCACUUCCUGAAAUAUGUUCCUAUAAGGACAAUGAGCCUGUAGUCUGCUGCACCGACUGUGAUGUUGGGCAGGAGAAGUACCGCAACUUUAUCAUUGGUGCGAAUGGAUUUAUGGUCAAGAAAAGGGAUUCCUUGGCCUGGGAAAAAUGCUACGAGUAUUUCCAUAAGCUUCCGUUUAGCUGUCGUUUUCCUGGGUACUUCACAAUCGAAAAGACUUGGCUUCAUCAUCUCAAGUGUCACAACCAUACGUUCACUCCUGGUGGUUUUGGAUUCGCUGUCGGAGGACGAGAUGCCAAAAGAUGGGAGUUCCCACACGUGGCCUUGCUCGGUUAUGGAGAGGACGUGGACUCUGCCGAGUGGCUGUGUGGAGGAUCUGUCAUCAGCGAGAGAUUUAUACUCACUGCUGCACACUGCUCAUCUACUCGCUUGCUAGGCAGCAUUCAGUACGCCGCGCUUGGGCUUUUGAGACGGACGGACCCCAAGGAAAACUGGAAGAUAUACAAAAUAAAGAGAAUCAUCAAUCAUCCUGAGUACAAACCACCUUCCAAGUACCAUGACAUAGCACUCUUGGAGACGGAAAACGAGAUAGCUUUUGGACAGGACUUGUUGCCAGCAUGUUUGUAUACAGGACGUGAUCCUGUAAGAUUUGCUGAUGCCUCAGGCUGGGGGCGUUUAGGACACAGACAGGCAUUGGCAGAUACCCUACAAGUGGUCAAUUUGGAGGAAUUCCAGAGAUCUGAAUGUUCGACAAUAUACAAACCACACAGGCAUUUAACCAACGGUUACGACCAUUCAAAACAAAUGUGUUACGGAUCCCGUAUCGAAGUCAUAGAUACUUGUGAAGGUGAUAGCGGAGGACCUCUUCAAUAUGGUAGUGAAGGAUGCCACCAGACAGUAAUUGGUGUGACUUCAUAUGGCAAGGACUGCGGCAUCCUCGGCUCAGCUGGCAUGUACACCAGGGUCUCAUACUAUGUGCCCUGGAUCGAGGGCAUCGUGUGGCCUGAGGAAGUGGAGAAACGCAAGCAAAAACAAAACCAAUGGUGGGACAAAUGGAUGCAAUGGAAUUGA